Molecule: messenger RNA, 1624 nt
Organism: Xiphophorus couchianus (Monterrey platyfish)
Lineage: Eukaryota; Metazoa; Chordata; Actinopteri; Cyprinodontiformes; Poeciliidae
Gene: cirbpa
Product: cold inducible RNA binding protein a
Exons: 6
Coding region: 16-801 (261 amino acids)
Molecular function (GO): RNA binding
Source: RefSeq, a predicted model, not a curated record
UGCGCUGAACGGGAGAUGGCAGUAGAGUUACCAUACUGUUCGACAGCAGAAGAAGUGUUCUGCACCCAAGCUAUAAAAGGGGGCGCCUCCCCUUUCCCGGUCUCACUCGUCUCUUAUCGGCACCACUUUACGUUCUCCUGUUCUCCACAUAAGGACAAAAGUUACUUUGUGAAAAUGUCGGAUGAGGGUAAGCUGUUCAUCGGAGGGCUGAGCUUCGAGACCAACGAAGAUUCUUUGGCUGCAGCUUUCGGCAAAUAUGGAACCAUCGAAAAAGUUGAUGUAAUCAGAGACAAAGAGACCGGAAGAUCUCGUGGCUUUGGCUUUGUGAAAUACGACAAUGUUGAGGAUGCUAAAGAUGCUCUGGAUGCCAUGAACGGAAAGACACUUGAUGGACGGGCAAUUCGAGUUGAUGAGGCAGGAAAGGGUGGCCGCUCCAGAGGAGGCUUUAGCUCUGGCCCACGUGGAGGCAGGUUCAACUCUGGUGGCCGUGGGGGGAGGGGACGUGGCUUCUCCAGUCGCGGUGAGUAUUACAACCAAACUAAUUCACUUUUUUUUUCUCUCUCCUUUGUAUGUAAUAUUUGCUCUGUGCAUUUAGGUGGCAGCUACGGUGACAGAAGCUACGGUGACAGAAGCUAUGGCGACAGAAGCUUUGGUGGUGGAGACAGAAGCUUUGGUGGCGGUGGAUACAGAAGUGGAGGAUAUUCCUCAGGUGGUUACAGGGACAACAGGGGACAGGGUGGAUAUGGAGACCGCUCUGGAUCCUAUCGUGACAGCUAUGACAGCUAUGCGACACACGAGUAAACCUCCCUGAUUCAAGAUUCAUCACUUGGCUGGCCGUAUUUGAAAGCUGUGCUCCUCAAGGAAAAAAAACAUGUCCACGUGUAUUAUGUAGUUCUGUUGUAGAAGCUUGGCAUCUGACUUAAAUGUAGCCAUGAGUUUUGGUUAUUUCUCAACCAUGUUACAAAUUAUAAUUUACUAGUCUUGCUCAAUUGACCACUCCCAUCGUUCAAAACAUCUGUAUGAUCUCACUACUGUACGGUCCCCUUCUUUUAUUACGUGGGGAUAAAGCAGCUAUCCACAUUGCUUUCUGUCGAUCAGUUAAUCAGCUAAUUUCUUUUGUCCAGCACUUUAAAGUGUUUUGUUUUUUUAUAAGAUCUUAAUGGGGCUUUUUUGUUAUCCUUGUUGAUAAACUGACCUACCUCCUACCAAAUCUUUAAACUGAGGAAAGAACUAGCAUACUCAGAUUAACCUUUGGGGGAUUUUAUUGUUAAAUUUCUUAAACUAUUGAGAACCUUAGCUUACCCAAGGCUCAUUUUGUGUUCAAUCUCCCAAAAGAGUGAAUUCCUGGUGAACUACACAUCCGAAGUGGCCGGCUGUUCAUGAAGUUGCAAAAUGCAGCAUGCUACAGUCUGCCCAAGGUAUCUUCUGUGCUCUGCUCAACAUCUGCAUCUUAACUGUGCUGUAAAUGGACUCUUGUUUAAAGUGAUCAGAAAAUGUAACUUCGUUACCAGAGUAAACUGAACGGGAACAGUUUUUUUGUACUUUAUGUUCUUUGUAUGAUCCAAGAUUUUUUUUUUCUUUGUCAGUUUGGCUUCAUGGAGCCUAUUAAAACAAUGUGAAAUGA